CUCGAUGGUUCCUUCAAGCUUGCAGUUGUAGAAUUACUCUGUGCCAUAUCAGACAGAGGAAGAUGGUUGUUUAGCGCGCGGUCGUGCUACGGAAGUCGACUAAUGAAAACAACCGCGCGGGUGGGGCUGACGGGAAGAGUGGAGUGGAAAAAUGGCGUCUCCUAAAACUAUACCCAAAGAUGCACAGGUUAUGAUUCAGAUUUUGAAAGACAUGGGCAUUACAGAGUACGAGCCUAGAGUAAUCAAUCAGAUGCUGGAAUUCACGUACAGAUAUGUAACAACUAUCAUAGAUGAUGCCAAAAUCUACGCGACGCAUGCCAAGAAAUCUACUGUUGACGCCGAUGAUAUAAGACUAGCAAUCCAGUGUCGAAUGGACCAGUCUUUCACCUCCCCUCCUCCACGAGAUUUCCUUCUUGAGGUUGCUCGGCAGAAGAACCAGACCCCUCUUCCUCUCAUUAAGCCUUACACGGGUCCACGGCUCCCUCCUGAUCGCUACUGCUUAACCGCACCCAACUAUAGACUCAAGUCCCUACAGAAGAAGGUGACUUCUUCAGCAGGUAGAAUCACAGUGCCACGGUUGAGUGUUGGAGCAGUGUCUAGCAGGCCGAGCACACCUACUCUCGGCACCCCCUCUGUUCAGACGGUGGCCUCCAAACUGGGGACGCCGGUAUCAUUAACUGGUCAGCGUUUCACUGUUCAGAUCCCCUCCUCACAGGCUUCAUCUGUGAAGUCAGUUACCCCAUCCACACCAACAGUCCAGAAUGUCCUCAUCAACCCUUCAAUCAUUGGCUCCAAGAACAUCCUUAUCACAACGAACAUGGUGUCCCAGAAUUCAGCAGCAGACUCGGGCUCCCUGAAGAGGAAGCAUGAAGAUGAAGACGACUAUGACACCCUUUGAUCUUGUAAAUAGUGAGGUUUUGGAAAAGUGUUCUGGAAGCGGAACAAGUUUUGUACAUGGUUUCUUCUUAAAAGAUGGACAUCUUUAGUCCUGGAAAUGUUAAGAAAAAGACGCUUGAAACAGAUAUGUCUUGUUUAUCAGGAGUGGUUGUGAACCCAUUAUUUAGACCCAACUUCUUCUUUUUUUAUAUAAAUAAAUACAUUUUGGGGGGAAAAACCAUA
Messenger RNA from Clupea harengus (Atlantic herring), 1119 nucleotides. RefSeq names its product TAF9 RNA polymerase II, TATA box binding protein (TBP)-associated factor (gene taf9). The record is from RefSeq and is a predicted model, not a curated record. Gene Ontology annotation, biological process: RNA polymerase II preinitiation complex assembly; DNA-templated transcription initiation. Gene Ontology annotation, molecular function: protein heterodimerization activity; RNA polymerase II general transcription initiation factor activity; transcription coactivator activity. Gene Ontology annotation, cellular component: SAGA complex; transcription factor TFIID complex. NCBI's taxonomy places the organism in Eukaryota, Metazoa, Chordata, Actinopteri, Clupeiformes, Clupeidae.